Molecule: messenger RNA, 2016 nt
Organism: Vicia villosa (hairy vetch)
Lineage: Eukaryota; Viridiplantae; Streptophyta; Magnoliopsida; Fabales; Fabaceae
Exons: 4
Coding region: 147-1781 (544 amino acids)
Biological process (GO): regulation of mRNA processing; spliceosomal complex assembly; protein phosphorylation
Molecular function (GO): ATP binding; protein kinase activity
Source: RefSeq, a predicted model, not a curated record
AUCUCUCCCAUUCAUAUCAUCAUUUUCCCGGCAACACUACAAAACCCUAACCCCAAAUUUCCCUUUCAAAACCUUUUCUUUAUCUGAAUCCAGAUUCAUCUUCACUCACUCCAACAACUGGAUCAAACCCUCAUCGUUUGAACUCAAUGGAGAGAAAAGGAACCAACAAUGAUUACAGUUCAGAGGACGAGGGAACUCAGCAUUACAGGCGUGGAGGGUACCAUGCUGUUCGAGUUGGUGAUACUUUCAACAAUGGCUGCUAUGUUGUGCAGGAUAAACUCGGUUGGGGUCAUUUUUCUACUGUUUGGCUCGCUUGGGAUACUCUCAAAUCGCGUUAUGUGGCCCUUAAAAUUCAAAAGAGCGCACAGCACUACACUGAAGCUGCAAAGGAUGAAAUAAAGAUUCUCAAACAAAUUGAAGAGGGAGACCCUAAUGACAAGAAAUGUGUGGUGAAGCUUUUGGAUCACUUUGAGCAUUCAGGGCCUAAUGGCGUGCAUGUGUGUAUGGUUUUUGAAUUCCUUGGAGAUAAUCUUCUCACCCUUAUCAAAUAUAGUGACUAUCGCGGGGUUCCUCUCUCUAUGGUUAAAGAAAUAUGUUUUCAUAUUUUGGUGGGCUUGGAUUACUUGCACCGCGAGCUUUCUAUCAUACACACCGAUUUGAAGCCAGAGAAUGUGUUGCUUCUUUCAUUGAUAGAUCCAUGUAAGGAUCCUAGGAAAUCUGGUGCUCCACUCAUCCUUCCAAACACCCAGGAUAAGGCUGUGUCUAAUAAUGGCGUUAUCCAAAACAGUAAAACGGGGAAUGCAGAUCUAACGAAGAACCAAAUGAAGAAAAUGCAGGGAAAGGCUAAGAGGGUUGCUCAAGGCUGUGUUGAGAAGGAAAGUUCUGAUGAAGCCGGGGAGGACUAUAAAGAACCGGAGCAGGGAAGUUGUAAUAAUGGUGUAAAAUCAAGUGCAGAAUCUGUUGAAAACAAAUCCAAUAGUUCUUUCAGUGAAGGCGGAUCAACACAGACUUCUGAAAAGGUUGUUACACAAGGAAAUCAAGGUCAUAGCAAAAGUAGCCGUUCCGUGAAAAAGAAGCUGCUGGCAGCUGUUGAUCUAAAGUGCAAGCUGGUUGAUUUUGGUAAUGCUUGUUGGACUUAUAAACAGUUCACAAAUGAUAUUCAGACAAGGCAAUAUAGGUGUCCUGAGGUUCUUCUGGGAUCUAAAUACUCAACUCCAGCAGAUAUGUGGUCAUUUGCUUGCAUUUGCUUUGAGUUUGCCACUGGUGAUGUUCUUUUUGAUCCUCACAGUGGUGACAACUAUGAUAGGGAUGAGGAUCAUCUGGCAUUGAUGAUGGAACUUCUCGGAAAGAUGCCUACCAAGAUUGCACUUGGUGGCCGCUAUUCCCGAGAUUUUUUCAAUAGACACGGUGACCUAAGGCACAUUCGCGACUUGCGAUUCUGGCCACUAAAUAAGAUUCUGAUGGAAAAGUAUAAUUUCAGUGAACAAGAUGCUAAAGACAUGGCUGACUUCCUUCUUCCAAUACUUGAUUUUGACCCUGAGAAGAGACCAACAGCUGCUCAGUGCCUUAGUCAUCCAUGGCUCAGUGCAGUUCCCCGCACCAUUGAGCCUUCACUGACUAGUACACAACCUGAUGCAACCAGCCAGGAAUUGCUCGAAAAGAGAAAAAGGGAAAAAGAAAAGGCCGAGCAGGAGUUGGUGGAAGUUGGUGUGAGGAACAUAUCCAUUAAUCAAACUUCUGAGUCAAUCAAAGUCUCUGAACCUGUAAAGUCAUCAAUAUAGAUGCAUAUUGGCUUGUUGUCAACUUCUAAAGCCAUUAUAGUGAAGAAUAUGUGAUCUGUUUUUGUUUUUGCAUGGGGUUCUUGGAACUUGAGUAGUACUACUAGCAACACACUCUUCUAUUGAUUGAAAUUCAUAUGAACUCUACCAACUCAUGUGGGUCUAUAUGAAUUUCAACCAAUAGAAGAUUAAGUGCGCCGUUUCAAAAAAAUAAAUGAAAAGAUUUUGUUGCUUCAAA